UUGAAAAAGACAAAGAUGACAUUGACUCAGUCGCCCAGUUCCCUAUUCUGGUGUUCCCCUCUUGCCAUGAUCAAUCUUUGUCCAAAGUCAACGCCAUAAUCUCCAAGCUCAAUUCUUUACCCUUAAUCCAGACCACAGAUCCCAAAUCGCCUUCCGGUCUCACUCUUCUCCCCCAAUUCUCAAAUGGGUCGGAAGCAAAACGACCCAGAAGCCACCCAUUACUUCUCUUUCGUCCUCCUCUUGGUGGUUUUGGUUUCCUGUGCUCUGGUCUACACAUUCGUCUCUGCGGUGCUUAAACCCAAUGAUGCCUCUUCAUUCUCGGACGGAUCCUCGGAGCUCGAGUCGUUGACGUUGGUUGAGAAGGGCGGCGGCGUUGGGGUGGAGGGGGAGAGUGGCGCCGGGUGUUGCAGAGGGACUGAGAAUUUGGAACUGUGGGGGGCUGCUGUGAAGUGGGGUUCUGAGUUUAAGUUCAGUUCUUCUGAGGAAUGCUGCAAGGCGUGUAAAUCCAUGUGUACUGGGACUGAUGGGCCUUGCUUGUGUGAUUCUUGGGUGUUUUGUGGGAACAAGGAGGCUUGCGGCUCCAAAUUUGGUGAGUGCUGGUUGAAGAAACAGAAAGAUACAUUGGCACCGGAGCGCCAGGAAGUAGGGGAAACAGUUAUGUGGACUUCUGGACUCAUCUUUGGGAAAGGAGAGGGCAUUGUUGGCUUGGAAACAGAAUAUGGAACUCUUCAUAUAAAACUUUUCCCUGAAUGUGCCCCUCAUUCUGUAGCCUACAUUCUUGAGUUGUUGGCAUUGCGCCAUUGUGCAGGCUGCCAGUUUUAUCGUGCAGAGAGCCGAGGGCAAUCAUGGGAUUCAGAUGGAAACCACAUAAAAAAUACUCCUUUUGGCCCUCCAUUUGCACUGGUUCAAGGAACACUAGAAGCUCAAGGAGGCACAUUUAAGAAGAUUCCGACUGAAGUUUGCCCGACCAUUAGAAAGGGUUCUGUAGCAUGGAUUGGUUCUGGCCCAGAAUUUUUUAUAAGCCUAGCAAAUCACGAAGAGUGGAAAAAAGACUACACUGUCUUUGCUUCUGUUCUUCCAGAAGACAUGAGCAUCGCCGAGAAAAUUGCUCAACUUCCGACCACUCCAGAGGUUUGGAACAGUAUCAACGUGACUGUCUUGGAAAAGCCCGUUCCCUUGCUUCUGCAAAGAAUCAAGAUGAGUCACGGAGAUCUCACUGCAAACAUGAAAUCAAAUUAAAAGAAUCUAUACAAUACCGGUGUUUAUACACGAUGAAAUCCGUCCCUUCCGACGCUGUUUUCUCUUAUUAUUCUGAGUUAAACUUUAUACAUAUAUGAGAUAUAAUACCUAGAUCGUUUGAUCAUGGAAAUGUUGAGUGGCAGGUUUUGCUUAUGUUGCUGUU
Malus domestica (apple) is the source of this 1402-nucleotide messenger RNA. RefSeq lists its product as uncharacterized. Gene Ontology annotation, molecular function: peptidyl-prolyl cis-trans isomerase activity. NCBI's taxonomy places the organism in Eukaryota, Viridiplantae, Streptophyta, Magnoliopsida, Rosales, Rosaceae. The record is from RefSeq and is a predicted model, not a curated record. Gene Ontology annotation, biological process: protein peptidyl-prolyl isomerization.